Molecule: messenger RNA, 762 nt
Organism: Annulohypoxylon truncatum
Lineage: Eukaryota; Fungi; Ascomycota; Sordariomycetes; Xylariales; Hypoxylaceae
Product: ATPase, V0 complex, subunit E1/e2
Exons: 3
Coding region: 137-364 (75 amino acids)
Biological process (GO): proton transmembrane transport; vacuolar acidification
Cellular component (GO): vacuolar proton-transporting V-type ATPase, V0 domain
Molecular function (GO): proton-transporting ATPase activity, rotational mechanism
Source: RefSeq, a predicted model, not a curated record
GGAACCUCCAAUGAGGAAGUGUCGGCCAGGCAAGCUCCAAUCCGGGACCUUCCUAGCUUCUAAACGCAUUUCAUACUUCAUCUUCACAAGCUAUUAACACAUCAUCCUGAAGACUAGACAUACCCUGCUUUACAACAUGGCAAAGGGUUACAGCGUCUUCGUCGGCCUCGCCAUCGUGGCCGCCUUGUGCGUCGCCGCGUGGUUCUUUUCGCCGAAGGGCGAGAACCAGACAACGUGGCGCUCCUCCCUCAUCCUCGCUUUCAUCAGCUGCUACCUCAUGUGGUUCAUCACCUUCAUGGCGCAGCUGCACCCGCUAAUCGAGCCGAGACGAUCCAACAUACGUGAGGGUUUCCAGCACGAAUGAGACUCCUGUUCUAUCACAUUUCCCACGAGACGAACCUGCGUGAGGACGUAUCCCGAUGGGCGUAGGAACUAUCGAGCGUAUAAGAAAUAGAAAGACGGAUAACGGGACAUAAGACAAGUUACUAGCAUCCAGCCUAAACGUGACAAAAGGAAGAAUGGAAGAAUAGGCACAAUACUUGCUACGGAACGGAGGGGAGAGGAGAGUGACCGAGGUGAAAGUGGACUUGUACAAACAUCACUACCAUUGUUUACAUUGGUUUCGGCGUUCUGGAAGAUGGGAGGCCACCAAUACUCAGCAGCUGAGCAGGCCAUGCGGCUAGAGAGUUGUAUUUUUGCGUGUGUGCGCGCGCGCGUGUAUCCGGGAAUAUUAGGAGACAUAAUAAACGAACAUUUCGAACA